CGCCUGGCCCCACCGUGUGCCCCUUUCCCGGAGUCCUCGCCUGGCUAGGAGGCCGCCGCGGCCCUCAGUUCCCCCGUGUGCCUUCCGGAAAGGAGGGGGAGAAUCUGGGGGCCGGCGGUAGGCGGGCCCGCAGCUUUUCCUAGGCAUCCUCUGGAGCUCUGUGUGUCCCCACAGCCCCCGGGUGCGUGAGGCUCUCUACGGCGCCGCUCAGCAGGCAGGCCCGUAGGCCUCACAGGGGAAGAUGAAGUAGAGCCGUGACCAUGGACCAUGACGUCCCUACCAUCAGGCCCCGCCGCAUCCAGAACCAGAACGUCAUCCACCGCCUGGAGCGCCGCCGGAUCAGCUCGGGCAAGGCUGGCACCCACUGGCACCAGGUGCGCGUCUUCCACCAGAACGUCUUCCCCAACUUCACCGUGGUCAACGUGGAGAAGCCUCCCUGCUUCCUGCGCAAGUUCUCCCCCGACGGCCGCUACUUCAUCGCCUUCUCCUCCGACCAGACCUCCCUGGAGAUCUACGAGUACCAAGGCUGCCAGGCGGCCGAAGACCUCCUGCAGGGCUACGAGGGGGAGAUCCUGGCCAACGGCAACGACCAGCGGUCGGUCAACAUCCGGGGGCGGCUCUUCGAGCGCUUCUUCGUCCUGCUGCACAUCACCAACGUGGCCUCCAACGGGGAGCACCUGAACCGGGAGUGCAGCCUGUUCACGGACGACUGCCGCUACGUGAUCGUGGGCUCCGCUGCCUACCUGCCCGAGGAGCCCCACCCCCCCUUCUUCGAGGUCUACCGCAACAGCGAGUCGGUGACCCCCAACCCUCGCUCCCCCUUGGAGGACUACUCCUUGCACAUCAUCGACCUCCACACGGGCCGGCUCUGCGACACGCGGACUUUCAAGUGCGACAAAGUCAUCCUGUCCCACAACCAGGGGCUGUACCUCUACAAGAACAUCCUGGCCAUCCUCUCGGUGCAGCAGCAGACCAUCCACGUCUUCCAGGUGACGCCCGAGGGUACCUUCAUCGACGUGCGCACCAUCGGCCGCUUCUGCUACGAGGACGACCUCCUCACCCUGUCCGCCGUGUACCCCGAGGUGCAGCGGGACAGCCAGACGGGGAUGGCCAACCCCUACAAAGAGCCCUUCAUCAACUCCUUGAAGCACAGGCUGCUGGUGUACCUGUGGAGGAGGGCCGAGCAGGACGGGAGCGCUAUCGCCAAGCGGAGGUUCUUCCAGUACUUCGAUCAGCUGCGGCAGCUGCGCAUGUGGAAGAUGCAGCUGCUGGAUGAGAACCACCUGUUCAUCAAGUACACCAGCGAGGACGUGGUCACUCUGCGGGUCACAGAUCCCUCCCAGCCCUCCUUCUUCGUGGUGUACAACAUGGUGAGCACAGAGGUCAUUGCUGUGUUUGAGAACACGUCUGAUGAGCUGCUGGAGCUGUUUGAGAACUUCUGUGACCUCUUCAGGAACGCCACCCUGCACAGCGAGGCCGUCCAGUUCCCCUGCUCCGCCUCCAGCAACAACUUUGCCAGGCAGAUCCAGCGCCGGUUCAAAGACACCAUCGUGAAUGCCAAGUACGGAGGGCACACGGAGGCCGUGCGGAGGCUGCUGGGCCAGCUCCCCAUCAGUGCCCAGUCCUACAGUGGCAGCCCCUACCUCGACCUCUCCCUCUUCAGCUAUGAUGACAAGUGGGUGUCAGUCAUGGAGAGGCCCAAGACCUGUGGAGAUCACCCUAUAAGGUUCUACGCCCGCGACUCGGGGCUGCUCAAGUUCGAGAUCCAGGCGGGGCUGCUGGGCCGCCCCAUCAACCACACCGUGCGGCGCCUGGUGGCCUUCACCUUCCACCCCUUCGAGCCCUUCGCCAUCUCGGUGCAGCGCACCAACGCCGAGUACGUGGUCAACUUCCACAUGAGGCACAGCUGCACCUAGCGGGGGGCGGG
Molecule: messenger RNA, 1927 nt
Organism: Dryobates pubescens (Downy woodpecker)
Lineage: Eukaryota; Metazoa; Chordata; Aves; Piciformes; Picidae
Gene: DET1
Product: DET1 partner of COP1 E3 ubiquitin ligase
Exons: 5
Coding region: 261-1916 (551 amino acids)
Biological process (GO): positive regulation of proteasomal ubiquitin-dependent protein catabolic process; protein ubiquitination
Cellular component (GO): nucleus; cullin-RING ubiquitin ligase complex
Molecular function (GO): ubiquitin protein ligase binding; ubiquitin-like ligase-substrate adaptor activity
Source: RefSeq, a predicted model, not a curated record